AUGGGUUCCGUGGGGGGCGAGCACUUCAAGGACCUCAGCCCCGUGGUGACUCCCGAGGGGAACGUGGUGAUGAGCUUCAGCUUCGACAGCUACCAGCUGGAGGAAGAGGAGCUUCAGGCCAAAGGCUGCCAGGCCAAAGGAGUCCUCACCUUCAUGGAACCAGGUAAGAGCCCACGCAGGGUGUCGUGGGUCGUGAUCAAACUCUUCACCUUAUGCAGUUGCCUUUGCUUCCUCAAUAAUGUCCACUUUUGCAGACUCCCGACGCUUUGGACCACACAAGGAGGGGCCUGUAACAACAACAACAACAACAAUUAAAUUAAUUUAUAUCCCUCCCAUCUGGUUGGGUUCCCCUAGCCACUCUGGGUGGCUCCCAACAGAAUAUUAGUAAUAAUAAUAACAAUAACAAUAACAAUAAUAAUAAUAAUAUAAUAAUAAUACAGUCAUACCUUGGGUUGCAGUUGCUUCAGGUUGAGCAUUUUUGGGUUGCACUCCGCAGCGUUACUUCCGGGUUUCACCGCUCGCGCAUGCGCAGACCGUCAAAAUGACGUCACGCGCAUGCGCAGAAGUGGCGAAUCGCAACCCACAAUUGUGGGUUGCAUUUGCUUCAGGAUGCGAACAGGGCUCCGGAACGGAUCCCGUUUGUAUCCAGAGGUACCACUGUAGUGCGAUCAAAACAUCUGGAGGGCCAUACGGUCGCCGCACAUGCGCAGUCCGUACGGAUGUUGCACGUGCGUCACCAGGUGGUUUGCCCACCCCGCUCGGCGUCCCGCCACAGGUGCCUGAGAGGGUUCCUCCACCACUGUAACAGGGUUGUCCAAAAACUUGUAAUGAAAAUUUUUCCACCUUUCUAUAUUUCCCAAAAGGAGACGUGGGUCUCCCUUGCCUGGCACAGUAAAGUCACGUUUUGCUGUGGAUCCAGACCACUUUGCUCCUCUCAGGCUGGGAUGAAGGAAACCACGCUCCCCAGCUCAGCCUUAGAGCCAAGCGCAGGAUAGUGGUUUUUUGUUUUCUCCCAGGAAACUGUGACCCGCAGCCCAGAUUUGCUCUUGGUUUACUGAUGGUGGUUUCUUGGAGCAAAACGAAGCACAAACCUUGGUUUGGUUGUAGAAAACUUAGCCAGGGAUUGUGAUUUGCUUCUUCUGGGCAAUGCUAAACCACAUAACUCCAGUACGGCGUGACCAACAGAUUUUGCAUUUCCUCUGUUUGUUGGACUCUGUUAAUCUCUCUGCAUAUACGCUGGUCUUUCCACGCUCCGUGAUAUGUGAUUUGGAGACGUUGCACAGCUAAGAUCUGGUAUUUGAGCACCUCCUGAGUAUCCGCCAAAAGGUUGCAAUUUGCCAAAUGGAAUUUAAUCAGACUGGUAUUUAUCGUCUUGAACGUGCAUCAUCCCCUCAGGCGCUAGAUACCCUGCAAGAGCCUGCCGCUUCCGAACAUUAAUGCCAGCAUCUUAAAAAUUAAAAGCAGAGAGGGGUGGUUAAAUCCCUUUUCCAAGCUGGAAUGAGUUUUCUGCUCUGGAACGUCUUCCGUUUUUAUCCUCUGGGAGCCCAUGAACAGAGAUUUAUACCCCUGCCUUCUUCAUAACAGCUCCAAUCCUGUGCACGCUUACUCAGGAGAAGGCCCAGUGAGCAGAGUAGGAGUUAUUUGUGAGCAGGGUUGCAAUGCUUAGUUGGCUGAAUGAAUUAAAUGUUUUAUUGUGACGGCACCUGCACACUGUACAGUGGUACCUUGGUUUUCAAGCGUCUCGGAAGCUGAACGUUUCGGAACCCGAACGCCAAAAACACGGAAGUAAUUGCUUCUGUUUUCGAACGCACCUCGGAAAUCGAACGGCUUCCGCUGUGUGUUUCUAAAUUUUUUCAACUGAACUUGCAGCCAGACCUUUGCGCCUUGGUUUUCGAAUGUUUCAGAAGUCGAACGCUCUUCCAGAGUGGAUUACAUUCAAAAACCACUAUACUCUUUUCGGCACCUGCAAAAAACAUCCCUGCUUGGGCAAGCCUACCCAGAUAUCCAGAAUACUGGUGUGUUUUUUUGUUUAUUGCUGGCUUUCAAUUUUUGAAUGCAUUGUUUUUACGAAUCAUUUAAUUGCCCUGUUCUCUUUGUGAGCUGCUUUGAGGUUUUCUUCACUAUAAACGCCACAAAAUAAAUAAAUGUAACCUCUUGCUCACCAUUUCUCCAAACCAGAAAAAGCUCCAGACGUUGCGACGUUUUCUCAUUAUCGCUCCAUCCUUUUGGGUGCCCUUUUCUGAACCCCUUUUUCCAACUCUUCAACUUCCCUUAGGAGGUGAAGCGACCUUUUCUAGAUCUCCCGCAAUCACGUCACUCUCAUUUUCUCUCUUCUUUCCUGGCUAUAGUCUGCGAAGACCCUGAGCCCCAGGACCGCUACCAUGGGAUUUACUUCGCCAUGCUGCUAGCAGGGGUCGGUUUCCUCUUGCCUUACAAUAGCUUUAUCACAGACGUGGACUAUCUCCAUCACAAAUACCCAGGUACUGGUUCCUCAAUAUUUAAGAAGAACAUUCUGGAAGGUCAAAAAAUUCAGGUUUAGGCUGUUUUCCCGGAGCCAGUCAUUCCAUCCCCAGGCAUUCAACACUCCUUCAGAUAUAUUCCCCCUCCCUCCUUUCCUUCUUAAGUAUUUUUAUUUAAUUCUAUCCAUAAUAUCCAAAUAACAAAACAUGAGACAAACACGUAAAAACUAAACUGAAUCGUUCCAGGCUGGCAUGGGAUGUUAACAUUUACAAAAAGAAGUUGUAAAGCUGCUAAGAUCAUAUAUGAUGCGAGUUCUUUUGACUACUGGUAUCAUCGAGACGAUGCAGCAACAAUAUUAUUAUUUAUUCUUGUUUAUUCAAUUUAUAUACCGCCCUUUAUCAAAAGAUCCCAGGGCGGUGUACAACAUUAAAAACACAUCACAGAACAUCAAUGUUAAAAACAUAAUAAGAAACAUAGUAAAAAAAACCCAUACUGAUAGGCAGCCUAAUAAUAAAGCAAUCAUCCCAAGAAAUAUGCCUGAGGAAGGUGGAUGGGACCCCUCCUCCAGCUGUGUGUUAGUGGGCAGAGACAAAAGGGUUUAUGGGAUGUAGGAUUUCAGUUUCGAUGAUGUAAGCAAGGAAAAUCGAUAGUAUUAUUAGUUUCUAUCGUAAUAUUUAUUGUUUCUUUUAAAACUAAAUGCCAAAAACCUUGCAGUGAUAUCAGUGUAUUGAAGCUGAAAUCACCAGGUGCGAAAACACUCAAAGCGCCAUAGAGAUAAUUUUAGGAGGUCCAGCUGAUGGCUGGAGUUCAUAGCUGUCAACUUUUCCCUUUUCUUGCAAGGAAUCCUAUUCGCAAUAAGGGAAUUUCCCUUGAAAAAAGGGAAACGUUGACAGCUAUGACGGAGUUGCUCCCGUCUUGCUUCUGGUUUGAAGGCAGAGCUGGCGGCCAAGAGAAAGCAAAUCUCGUGCACCUGGGGCCUGUAUCCUGAAAGCUUAUUUUGCCCUUCUUGCUGCCUUCCUCUCCUUCUGCAGGGACCUCUAUCGUGUUUGAUAUGAGCCUUACCUACAUCUUGGUUGCCUUGGCAGCCGUCAUCCUCAACAACGCACUGGUGGAAAUGUUGAGCCUCCACACCAGGAUCGCGGUGGGUAAGUCUUGCCAGGCAAAGCUCAUGUUAGGCUCGCCACUAAUGCAGCGAACCUCUGUCCACAGCUUUCUUCCGUUUGUCAACAUCUUCCUUUAAAAGCGCAGAUCUCAGGAAAGAUGCAGGCCACGUUUCGCCAACCUCGAGCGCUCCAAGGACUCAGCUACAUUAGUUAAAAAACAGAGUUUCGAAUGCGUUAUAAACAUGCAACACUAGAUGGCAAAAAAAAAAAAAAAGAUUCUUUGUGAUUUUCCAUUGUGGUUCCCCCCCCCCCUUUUGUUAUAACGAUUUAAUUUCUGACAUUUAUAGCGCUUUCCCCCCUGUGUGUAGAUCCACUCCAAGUGUUUUGUACUACAAAUCACAUCCAUCCCAGCCAGAUGUUUUGUAGUCCAGAACAUCUGGGGGCACCAGGUUAGGGAGAAUGCAUGCAGCCUCCUAGAUGAUGAUGCAGAUGUUGAUGAUGAUGAUAAGUAAAAAAAAUUUUUUUUUUUAAUUUAUAGGCUGCCCAUCUGAUUGGGUUGCCCCAGCCACUCAGAACAGCUUCCAGCAAAAUAUAAUCUGGUUGACAUCCAUCUGCCUCAAGAGACAAUGGAAGAGUGUGCCUUUGGGAGUGAGGUCAAGCUGUUGGACAGUUGUAGCACCUGCUGCGGCUGUAUAGACCGAUAGGGGAGAGACAUGUUUUGUUGCAGCCGGGGCAGAUGGAGGCGUCCGGUUGCGCUGAUUCAGAUGCACCAAGGCGUUUCUUCUCUCUGUGCUCCUCCCAGUGGUCAUUCCUCCUCUGUUCACUGCUAUGGAUGCACAACCUGACUGUCUCUCUCCAGGCACUGUGUUCGUCUGCAAGGGAAUCCCACACAGUAGGGUUGAUGUCACCAGCCUUUGUAGAUAUCUUUGUAACACAGAGUUGGUCUGCCAACGGGCCUGGUGCCUGAAGCCAGCUCCCCACAGAGCAUGUCCUUGGGGAUCCUGCCCCCUUUAUUAUUUAAAUUUAUAUGCUGCUGUUCCAUAUAAAUAUGCCCAAAGCAGCUCACAACAGAACAGUAUUAAAAGCACAACUCUUAGUAAAAAGAACAUUUUCUGCUGAUAGUCCCAUGAAGAACCUAUUCCAGUAGAGAUGGAAGAACCUAUUCCAUCAGAUGUUCUUGUUCAGGUGUCCUUCCAUUCUGUGGACCUGACCAAGCCAGCAUAGAGGUCACUGAGACAGGGAUGCAAACAUGCUGGGAAUGUGGACUGUUGCCAAAAUUUUAGGGGAGAAUGAAAGAGACAAGGCAGCUGUUAAGUGGGAGGGAUUUCCAUCCCAUAAUCCCAGUUCUAGUUCAGGAUUUACAUCAUCACCAUCAUUGUUGUUAUUUUACAGUGGUCCCUUGGUUCUCAAACUUAAUCCAUUCCGGAAGUCCAUUCCAAAACCAAAGCGUUCCAAAACCAAGGUGUGCUUUUCCAUAGAAAGUAUUUCAAAAUGGAUUAAUCUGUUCCAGACUAAAAACAACCCCUAAAACAGCAAUUUAACAUGAAUGUUACUAUCUAACGAGACCAUUGAUCCAUAAAAUGAAAGCGAUAAACAAUGUACUGCAGUCACACAAUCAAUCAGUAGCUGAACUGGGUUCCACACAGUCACAAAAACAAACAAAAAAAAAAGAGCUGCAAAAAUAAAACCGCAAAAUAAAUAGCAAAAACAGACAGACCUCAGCGUAACACUCAAAAUGGAAGUGUGGCACUCAAAACGGAGCACGUUUGGCUUCCGAAAAAAGUUCACAAACCGGAACACUUACUUCCGGGUUUGCAGUGUUCGGGUUCCAAGUUGUUUGAGUACCAAGGCGUUUAAGAACCAAGGGACCACUGUACUUAUCUUGCAAAAAAUUCAAAGCGAUUUGCUCCAAGAAACAAACAUAUAUUAAAACCAAAUCAAGCAUGCCACCCACUCAAGCGAGCCACAGUUAGUGAAGAGCCAAAAGCCUUGCAAAAAAGGAUUUCCCCCCCCCGGCACCUAAAUAAAUGUAACAAUGGUCCCAGGCCAGCCUCUCUGGGGAGAGCAUAUUCCGUAAGCUGGGAGUCACCACCGAAAAGGCCCCGUUCUCAUGUUUCCACCCUCCGGACCUCACCCAGGGAACGAAGAAGGGUCUCAGGUGAUGGACACAGUGUCUGGGUCAGUUUGUAGGGUUUCAGUGAAUGUGGUUGGCUUGCAGCUUGAAGUCAAGUCAAGUAACCUUUAUUGGCAUCACAUAAGAACAUUCAGAAUACAUUCAGAAUAGAUAGGCCAGUGUGAUCUCGUCGCCACCCCAAUGGCACAGUCAACCACCAAAGGGCAGAAGGGGCAAGCAAUCUGCCUCAUCUCUGUGGGUUUCCAGCAAGGGCAGGAUCCUGUAGCAUACUUCGGCGACAAAAAAAUAAAUCAAAUACAGUGGUGCCUCGCAAGACGAAAUUAAUUCGUUCUGCGAGUUUUGUCGUCUUGCGAUUUUUUUCGUCUUGCAAAGCACGGUGUCGGGAAAGUUUUGGAAAAGCUUCAAAAAUCACCAAAGUCUUUAAAAACCUCAAAAAAAGGCUACCACACCGCGUUCUAUGAGUUGCUCCUCGAAGUCAAGUCGCAACUGUAUUAACGGUGUUAAGAAAAAGGAAACAAACUUGCAAGACGUUUCCGUCUUGCGAAGCAAGCCCAUAGGGAAAACCGUCUUGCGAAGCAGCUCAAAAAACAAAAAACCCUUUCGUCUAGCGAGUUUUUUUGUCUUGCGAGGCAUUCGUCUUGCAAGGUACCACUGUAGAGGAAUUUAGCUACUGUCUUGGUGAACUCCUGGUCUCUCUCCUGUAAUAAGAAGCUCAUAACUUCCGUCUCUGGUUUCCAUGUUGGGAUAGGUGGUCUAGAAAUUGUUGGCGGAGAUCAUCACACAUUUUACAUUUAAGGGCCAUGUGAGCUGGAGUUUUCACCGGGUGGGCAUCGCAUGGGCAGAGCCUAUCUCCUUCUGCCAAACCCGCAAACCUACCCCAAAGGAGGUUAGAAGGAUUAGAAUUGAACCUAGCCAGCGAAAAAGCCCUUCUUUCUUGCGGAUUAAAUAAGAAAUUUAAAUAAUUAAGAUUAAGUUCCUGCGUUGCAGCUUGAAGCUCCGGGCACUUCUUGUUGAGAAAUGAUUCCCGCCCCCCUUCUCUGUUCCAGGGUACCUGUUUGCCUUGGGCCCCCUCCUCUUCGUCAGCAUCUGUGACGUCUGGCUGGACCUCUUCACGCAGGCGCAAGCUUACGCCAUCAACCUCAUUGCCGUGGGCGUGGUGGCCUUUGGUUGCACAGGUAGGCGGGGGGCGGGCAGGGGGCAGCCAGCCUCACAAUGGACACAAUAAUCAUAAUUUAUUAUGUCUACCCUGCCCAUUUGGGAAAGAUGGAGGGCACAAGGAGAAGGGGAGGACAGAGGACGAGAUGGUUGGAUAGUGUCUUCGAAGCUACCAGCAUGAGUUUGACCAAACUGCGGGAGGCAGUGGAAGACAGGAGUGCCUGGCGUGCUCUGGUCCAGGGGGUCACGAAGAGUCGGACACGACUAAACGACUAAACAACAACAACAACCCUGCCCAUCUGGCUGGGUUUCCCCAGCCACUCUGGGCGGCUCCCAACAUAUUAAAAACAGCAUAAAACAUUGAACAUUAAAAACUUUCCUAAACAGGGCUGCUUUCAGAUGUCUUCUAAAAGUCGGAUAGUUGUUUAUUUCCUUGACAUCUGAUGGGAAGGCGUUCCACAGGGCGGGUGCCACCACCGAGAAGGCCUUCCGCCUAGUUUCCUGUAACCUUGCUUCUCGCAGGGAGGGAACUGCCAGAAGGCCCUUGACACUGGACCUCAGUGUCUGGGCUGAACGAUGGGGGUGGAGACUGUUAGGAUCGUCCUCCUCUUGUGUAGGGCCCUGGUAGAGAUAUGUGCCUGACUGGCAUGUUCUCUCCCUCCUGGUCGGUCAUUCAGGAGCUUCAAAAGCUUUCUUCAGCCUGAACAUCACAGCGACUGAUACCAAAAGGCAUCAGCACACUUACGAUCCUGCAGAGUAUUUGCGUAACAGAACUCAGUAGCUCAGCAUUUUGGCUAAUCUACUUUAUUUACAUAUAAUACACUUGGAGCAUUCUGACUUAGCUCCUUCCUCUUUCUCAUCAGACAGCAAAGAGAGAGAAAAACAAAGGACAAUAGUCCCACUUCACGGAACACAGUAAUACCAAAACAUCCUGUCUCCAUCACUUCCCACUCUGUGGAAUGAAAACAUAUACCAUCAUGUGAUAGACAACAAUCCCAUGACUGCAAACAUGGAGCAAGAAUCCUAACUCCUUCGGCUAUACUGGACUGAGGCCGUUUCCCCUCCCCUUUAAUUGCUUUAGCUGGGAUUCCUGCAUUGCAGGGGGUUGGACUAGAUGACCCUCGGGGGUCCCUCCCAAUUCUACGAUUCCACAAUUCUGCCAUUUUCCUCCCUGAAUUCCUCUGCUCCCCGUAGGCACAGCCCAGAUCAAAGGCAGGACUUAAAUGUCACAAAACGAAUCCAGAAAGCCGUUUCUGGAAUAAGUCUGGAAUCAAGCUUGAAUUUGCUGGCAGCUUUAUCCAACUCAGUUCCCUCCAGAUUUGUGGACUUCUGCUUCCAUCAGCCCCAGGCAGCCAAGCCAUUGCUGUCCAGCUGGAAGCCACUAGGCUGGGAAGGCUGACAGAAUAACCAUGCUCCUAUUCUAGGGUUACCAGACGCCCCGGUUCCCGGGGACAGUCCCCGGAUUUGCAAAUCUGUCCCCAGAAAAUGUUGCAAUGGCAGCCUCAGCAGCCCAGAGCCAGCCUGGUAGUGCAGUUGGCUCUGGCUGGCUUCAGGAGCUGCUCGCUGCCAUGGCCCCACCAUUUUUCCUCGCCGAAAGUCCCCAUAUGAUGUGUUGCGCACAAGACACAUCAUAUGGGGACUUCCGGGAGGCAAACUGGUGGACGCCACAGCAGCGAGCAGCAAGCAGAUCCUGAAGCCAGCCAGAGCCAACUGUGCUACCAGGCUGGCUCCGGGCUGCUGACUGCCGCUGCUGAAGGGGAACCGGGGACGUCUGGCGGUACAGAUCUCCUGCCCCCUUCCCCCUUUGUUUUGACUGAUUGGGGGAGGCUCGGGAGUUGCAGGUGGCUGGCUGUUGCCCAGUUUUUAAAAAACUCUGUGCAUUUAUGUUUUACAAUCCUCACUACUGACUCCCUGUUGCUACUCAGCUUCAAAAAAAAAAAAAAAAAGUGUCCCCGGAUUCAUUGAAAAAAAAUCUGGUAAUCAUAUCCUAAUCUUUUCUUCUGUCUGUCUGUCUGUCUCUCUCCUCUUAAGUGCAGCAAUCCAGCUUUUAUGGCUACACCGGGAUGUUACCAAAGCGCUACACCCAGGGGGUGAUGACCGGCGAGAGUGAGUAUUGUCCAAAAUCCAACCCCCCAUUUUUUUGUUGUUUUCACUUAUUUACCGUAUUGGCUCGAAUAUAAGCCGCACUCCCCCACCCCCUAAUUCCGACCGUGAAAAGUUAAAGUUCGGCUUAAAUUUGCGACCUUACAAAAAUGGGCUUUUACGAUAUCGCUGCUGAAACAGACGUGCGGUAAAACGGAACAGGAAAAUGUUUUAUGGCCGAUUUGUGAGCUCGAGACUGUUCCUUUGCCAUUUGCAUGUGUGCGUGCCUGUGGAAUUGUAGCAACUGAAUAGUAAUUUGCGAUGUUAGCGAUUGUACUACAACUUUUGCAGGCUUGCAAGAUCAAAGGCUUAAAUUGACUUGGAGUUACGAUUCUACCAACCGCAGCGAUUCUCAGCCUGUAACCCAAUUUUAAGGGAGCAGCUUGUAUUCGGGUAUUGUCUCCCCACCCCCUUGAAUUUUAAAGGUGUGGCUUAUUUGUGGGUGCAGCUUAUAUCCAGGCCAAUACGGCAUAUAAGAAACAAGAAUCAACAUUCAACAAUCCAUCUGUCAGGGACUGUUUAUCUGUGAUUCCUGCAUCGCAAGGGGGUUGGAAUAGAUGACCACUGGAGAUGACAAGCAAUCAUUUGAAUGUUUAUUUCAAUAGUGUGAGUGAAUGUAAAUACAUGGCUACUCCAGGAGAGAAAUAGCCAACAGAGUCCCCUCCAGGUGCCCACCAUCCCUGAUCAUGGUAUCUGUUCAGCCACUGUGAAAUCAGGAUGGUGGACUAGAUCAGCCAUUGGCUCCACCCAGGAGCCUCUCCUUAUGAUCUUACGUCAGCCGUGCUGCCGUCAUCAGGUGAGGAAAGAGAUCUGAAGUCCUGCUUCUUCAGGGCCAGCUAAGUGUCUGGAUAUCGAGAUCUCCUGAUGAUGCUUUUCUUAAACCAGCGGUUCUCAACCUGUGGGUCCCCAGAUGUUGUUGGACUACAACUCCCAGCACCCCUAGCUAGCAAGGCCAGAGCUCAGGGAUGAUGGGAGUUGUAGUCCAACAACAUCUGGGGACCCACAAGUUGAGAACCGCUGUCUUAAAACGAUUGUGCAGGGAGGGCUGGGAAACAGCCCAGGUGUGUGUGUGUGUGCAGGUGAAAUCCUUCCCUGAUCAAAAUCACUCUUCCUCGCUCCCCAUAAUAAUAAUAAUAAUAAUAAUACUUUAUUUAUAUGCCACCCAUCCAACUGGGUUGCCCCCAGCCACUCUGGGCGGCUCCCAACGACUACAACAAAAAGUAAAAACACAAUACAACUUUGCACCCUAAAAACUUCCCUGCUUUUUGUGGGGGGCAAAUGCCUUCCCCCAGGGAGGAACUAGAAUGGUAAGAGCUCUUUUUACCAUGAACAAUAAGUUACUAGAGGAGAAGGAAUUGGUAUUUUCCUCUGCUGCACUUCUGUAGGUUCGUGAUUGUAGAUUCCUAGAUUUCUCUCAUACAGAGAAGCUCCUGCUGGAGCUGCCAUUGAUUUCCGUGGGCAGUAAACGCUCCUCAGUAGUGCAGUAUUAAUCUGACUAAUAAUGAGCUUGAGCUGGAAGAUUAAUCAACUGAAACUCCGGAGAAGAGGGGAAGGUUGUUAGAUUUCUGCAGCAGGCUGCUAGGAAACCUGCCGUUUCUCUGUCUCGCGAGGGAGGUGCUUGAGAGAGUCACAGCCCUGCGGCAGAAGAGUCAACCUCUGAGCCCAGCUGACCCAAAUUUUGGCCCCAAGGAAAUCUAGAUUCUGGGGCUGUGGUUAAAUAAGGCAAACCAAGCAGAUUGGGAAGAGGACGUUCCUGGCUUUGAGGCAUUUUGUAAUUUGUAAAUGGAAUAGAAUAAAUGGCUACUGGUCUGUUUCCAGGCACAAUUCAAAAUGCUGGCUGUGCUCUGCACUGCUUAUGUCCAGGCUAUCAGAAAGACCAGGGUCUAGCUAGCGGGACCAGUGGUCAGGGAUGAUGGGAAUUGUAGCCCCAAAUCAACUGGAAACCCAAGUUUGAGAAACCCUGAGAAGGACUAUCUUCCCUCAUGCGCCCGCCACCCUCAGAGGACCACUUGGUGGGGUGGCGGGAGAGGGCCUCCUCGGUGGUGGCUCCUUCCAGGCAACUUUGGAACUCCCUGCCUAGGGAAGGCAGACUGGCUCCCUCCUUGCCGUCCUCCUGCCAUCAUAUUGUUCCAACUGGCUUUGGGGAACAGACUGCUUUCAUGAAAGCCCUGGUGCUGUGCUAUUUUAAUAGAUCAAUUCAGACACUGAGAGAUUAUAUUAAUGUUUAAUUAUUUUAAAUGAUUGCGGGUCUGGUCCCCCCUCCCCAUGUUUUUGACUGUUUUUGUCUUAUCUUUGAGCUGCUUUGUGUCCCUGCAAGGGAAAAAGGUGGGGUAUUAUUAUUAUUAAAGGUAAGGAUGCUAGUAAAGGUAAAGGUAAAGGGACCCCUGACCAUUAGGUCCAGUCACGGACCACUCUGGGGUUGUGGCACUCAUCUUACUUUAUUGGCCGAGGGAGCCGGCGUACAGCUUCCAGGUCAUGUGGCCAGCAUGACUAAGCCGCUUCUGGCAAACCAGAGCAGCGCAUGGAAAUGCCGUUUACCUUUCCACCGGAGUGGUACCUAUUUAUCUACUUGCACUUGACGUGCUUUCGAACUGCUAGGUUGGCAGGAGCAGGGACUGAGCAACGGGAGCUCACUCCGUCGCGGGGAUUUGAACUGCCAACCUUCUGAUCGGCAAGUCCUAGGCUCAGUGGUUCAGACCACAGAGCCACCCGCGCCCCAAGGAUGCUGGUACAGAGGCCAAAUACAAGUGUUUUUGCACAUGUGUGUAAUAAUAAUAAUAAUAAUAAUAAUAAUAAUAAUAAUAAUAUCAUCAUCUUUGGAACGUAACCCCUGUGCAAGAUGCGACCAUACUGAAGUCUUAAAGUCGGAGGUUUCUGCAGCACAGAUGAGGCUCAGGGUUGCACCUGACUUGCCAGGGUCCCCUUGCUGUAUUCCCUACCUCCUUCCCCCUUCUUCCUAGAACUGUGUGUGGGAAUGUUAAAGAUAGUACAAAAGGAUAUAUUGAAUAAGUAUUAUCCUUAUUUCACUCACGCUAGUGAUGUAGUGAUGUAGCAGAGCAGAUUCCCCUCAAUAUAGCUGGAAGCUAGUGUGCAGAUUUAUUUGAAUCUCUUAGUUAAGAUUAUUUCUCAGUGUCCCCUUUAAUCCCACUUAAAAGAAUAAGGACACGAGAGUCUUUCAGAGUACAGUAGAACCUUGUGUUAUGUACCGUCCUCCUUGCGAACGCUGUGGGUUACGAGCUCCGCUAACCCGGAAGUAGAUGCUCCUGGCUGCGAACUUUGCCCUGGGAUGCGAGCAGAAGUCGCGCACCAGUGCCAGCAGCGGCAGGCACCAUUAGCGAAAGCGUGCCUCGUGGCAGUUUCAGGUUAAGAAUGGACCUCCAGAACGGAUUAAGUUUGUAACCGGAGGCACCACUGUAAAGUCACAAAAAGUUUACUCACAUUUCAGUUCACGAUUUGAUCCCUGAAAGGCAGAAUUUACAGUGGUACCUCGGGUUAAGAACUUAAUUCGUUCUGAUGGUCCGUUCUUAGCCUGAAACUGUUCUUAACCUGAAGUACCACUUUAGCUAAUGGGGCCUCCUGCUGCUGCCACAUGAUUUCUGUUCUCAUCCUGAAGCAAAGUUCUUAACCCGUGGUACUAUUUCUGGGUUAGCAGAGCCUGUAAAAAAAAAGCGUAUGUAACCCAAGGUACCACUGUGCUUGGUAGUUACACAAAGAAACUGUGGUUGAUCUCAUAUGGAGGCUGAACUCAGGUGCUGCUGGCUGAGAGCCAGCAGACAGCAAAAUUAUGUUGAAAUAACAAAAUGGCUGCAGGCAGGAGAGCAGCAUGGCAGCAAAAGACAGAGCAAGACAAUAGAAAGAUAAAACAGACUGAGAAGCUGGUUGCAUGACUUGGCUCUUUAUGGAGUCAGCCAGAUCCAUGCCCAUCUCCCAGGUCACAUGUACGGGGGAGAUGCUCCAGGAAGUUACACUGACUGGAUGUCCCCCUGCCUGUGCCCACGCUAGGGAAAUAAGACAUGUUGCAUUUGACUGCACCAGCGGAUUACGUGCCACACUUGGAAGGGACCCUGAGGAUCAUCUAGUCCAACCCCCUGCUUUGCAGUAAUCGGGGUCCGGGUGUCGUUCGCUUGUUUCUGUUUUUAUUGUCAUUGUGUACAGUGGACUCUCUGGAUAUGAAUUUAAUUCGUUCCAGGUGUCGGUGCGCACCCUGAAAAAUCUGUAUCCAGAGGCGUUACUUCUGCGCACGCGCGAGCGGCGAAACCCAGAAAAAUACUUCCGGGUUUGCCGCUUUUGCAACCCGAAGUUGCGAAACGUAACCCGAGGGUCUACUGUACAGUCAUACCUCAUGUUAUGUUUGCUUCAGGUUGCGUGUUUUCAGGUUGCGUCCUGCGGUGACUCGGAAGUACCGGAAAGGGUUACUUCUGGGUUUCACCGCUCGUGCAUGCGCAGAUGCGAAAAAUGACAUCACAUGCAUGCACAGAAGCAGCAAAUCGCGACCCACACAUGGGUAGACAUGGGUUGCGUUCUUUUCAGGUUGCGAAUGGGCCUCCGGAACAGAUCCUGUUCACAACCAGAGGUACCACUGUAUUUGUGUUUUUAUAUUGUAAUUGUAUCCUGUGAGACCUGAGGGUAUAGGGCGGUAUAUAAAUUUAGUAACAAUAAUAAUAAUAAUAACCGUCAGCUUUCCUGCUCUCGCUUCCUCAGGCACCGCCGGGGUCAUCAUUUCGCUGAGCCGCAUCUUCACCAAACUCCUCCUGUCGGACGAGAAGGAGAACACCAUCAUCUUCUUCUUCAUCUCCAUCACCCUCGAGCUCCUCUGCUUCAUCCUCCACCUCCUGGUGAAGCGGACACACUUUGUGAAGUACUACACCGCCCGCUCUCGGGACAGGGGGGCCCCCGAGUGCAGGGGGGCCGGAGGCCACGGCUCUGGGUACAGGGUCCACCACGACGUGACAGCCGAAGACAUCCGAUUUGUAAGUGGCCCCUUCCCCGUGCAAGUGAGCCCACGAGUUGGGCAGGGGGUGUCAGGAUGGAACCACUUUUUCUCUAUUGCAUUUGAAAAUUCGGAUCAUUGUUGUUUUUAAUUUAAAAACAGCCGUGUCUUGAGCAUAUAAUUUAAAUAGACAGCGCCUAUAUGAUAUUGAGCAACAGAAUAAUCUGACCACAAUAAGGAAAUUUUGUCCAUGGUAUUAUUUUCCACCUAGUCAUUUCUACGUGUCUCUCUCUCUGUGAAUAUUGAAUUAAAGACCUUGGUAAGAGCUUCUUGCCUUUCCACUACUGGCAGACCGCCGUGAGGGAGGGGGGUCAGAUUCCCUGAAGGACAACAGGUGAUGAGGCUGGUUCUUUCCUCCCCUUUUGCUCUCUCAGGAGAACCGGCCGGGCGGGCAAGAGGCCUCCCCCCCAGAAGCCUUUGGGCAGGAGGGGGAGCUGGCUGGCGGCGGAGGCACUUACGUGAGAUUUGAUGUCCCUCGGGCCAAAUUCCAGAGGAGCUGGCCGAGCUUCAGAGGUAAGGGUAAGGGGUCCCUCCCAGGGGCGUCACAAGGGGUGCGUGGGGGGUGCGGUCCACCUCGGGUGUCAGGCCUGGGGGGGUGAAAAAAUAUCCCUGGGUGGAUUGGUGUGGUGGCGCUCGCACUCCCAGCAGGCAGAUUUUUGCGAUUGGCGUAGUCGUUGGCACGAAAAUACGCCCGCUGAUUGUGCAAAUACGCCCAGCGAUCAGUCUCGCACCCCCCCAGUGUACAGCGUUCACACACCCCAGUGGGAGGAGCUUGCAUCCUCGUCGGGCAGUUUUAAGCGAUCGGUGGUUGGAUUAUCGUGCUUGGCGGGCGGCGCUCAGUAACCUUCCCUAAAAACUCUGGGCAACGUUCCCAAAAAUUGCAAUGGUGGCGGGGUGACAAAAAAAAAUUGCACCAGGUACCACCUGACCUUGCUAUGCCUCUGAUCCCUCUUGGGGAGAAAGGUGCCCAAGACUUUUGUGGGUGCAGCCACUGCCUGGCCUUUCCCCAUGAUGUUGUUCCCUACUGUGGAAACCCCUCUCUGCCCCUUUGUAAAAAGGGUGCAAACUCCCCAGUCCCAGUUACACCGCGACCCCCACCUCCUGUGCCACCCCUCCCUUGCAGACAUGAUGCUCCACCGAUACAUCGUCUCGAGAGUCAUCUGGGCUUACAUGCUCUCCAUCGCGAUGACGUACUUCAUCACGCUGUGCCUCUUCCCCGGACUGGAGUCGGAAAUCCGGAAUUGCACCCUCGGGGAGUGGCUUCCCAUUCUCAUCAUGGCCAUCUUCAACCUCUCAGACUUUGUGGGCAAGGUAGGAGCUGGCUGCUGCGCCCCCCCCCAUCCGAAGUAGGUACCCAGCGCCCCACUGAGAAGAGGGAUUUUGAGUUAAUUUAUUUCAAACAUAGGCAAACUCUGGCCCUCCAGAUAUUUGGGACUACAGUUCCCAUCAUCCCUGACCACUGGUUCUGUGAGCUAGUGAUGAUUGGAAUUGUAGUCCCAAACAUCUGGAGGGCCAGAGUUUUCCUAUGCCUGAUUUAUUUACUCCAUUCACGCGCCACCUUUUUCUCCAAGUAAAAACAUAAUAGAAAAAAACACCAAUUUAAAAUACAGGUUAAAAUGCGGCCUCAUUUAAAAAGUAGCCCAUAGAUCAAAAUCGUAAGGGGAGGGAAACAUAAGGGUCAGACUGAGUCCAAACCAAAGGCCAGGUGGAAAAGCUCUGUCUUGCAGGCCCUGCGGAAAGAUGUCAAGGCCCUAGUCUCUUGUGACAGAGCGUUCCACCAAGUUGGGGCCAGUACCGAAAAGGCCCUGGCCCUAGUUGAGACCAACCUAACCACCUUGCCACUUGGGACCUCCAAAGUGUUGUCAUUUGUGAACCUUAAGGUCCUCCACGGGGCAUACCAGGAGAGACGGUCCUGUAGGUACGAGGGUCCUAGGUCGCAUAGGGCUUUAAAGGUCAAAACCAGCACCUUGAACCUGACCCUGUACUCCACCGGGAGCCAGUGCAGUUGGUAAAGCACUGGAUGAAUGUGAUCCCACGGCGAGGACCCCGUGUGGAGUCUUGCUGCAGCAUUCUGCACCCACUGGAGUUUCUGGGUCAGCUUCAAAGGCAGCCCCGCGUAGAGCGAGUUACAAUAAUCUGUCGAAUGGUCUCUUUAAAUUUGAAGGGUCAUUAUUGUUUCACAAGAUGUGUAUGUCUUUAACGCCCAGAGCAAAUAACAUGACCUGGUUUUACAGCUGUGAAGCAGUAUAGCAGGUGCUGUUAAGAUGUGGUAAUUAAGCUGUUGGGUAUGGGAUAUAAAGAGCAGUAUGUAGCUCUCUCAGUACCCUGGUGGAUGGGUCAUGCUUAUGGAUAUAUUGUAAUUUAGUGUAAAAGGAGUUUUUGUUUUUGUUAUUAAAACCUAGCAAAAGUUAUUUUGCGUUUCUUGAAUGUGUGGUCUCCUCAGCACGCCUUCUGCAGCGCAACUAAUCUGCAAAUAGCCAACAUAAUCGAGCCCGGAGGUGACCGUCGUGUGGAUCACUGUGGCCAGGUAAGGGGCCAACUGCUUAACACAGCGCCUUCCUCUUUGCCCUUCCAGAUCCUGGCUGCCUUGCCUUACGACUGGAGGGGCACACACCUCCUCAUCUAUUCCUGCCUGAGGGUCGUCUUCAUCCCGCUCUUCAUCAUGUGCGUCUACCCCAAUGGGAAGCCCACCUUCGGCCACCCGGCCUGGCCUUGCAUCUUCUCCCUCCUGAUGGGCAUCACUAACGGCUACUUUGGCAGCGUGCCCAUGAUCCUGGCGGCAGGCAAAGUGAGCCCCGAGCAGCGGGAGCUGGCAGGUAAGCGGGCAGGUGGGGAGCCGGCUGCCCUGCCCUGCAGGGGGGUCGCCAUGGAGGAAGGGGCUGGCAGAGUAUCCACAAAGGGAAGAUUCGCACCUGGGUCCCAUUGCACCGAGAGAGGGCUCGUAGGUGGCAGGGAUCGCCAUGGGGCGAGGGUUCAUCCAUUUCGGCUGUUACUCAACGGCAUUUGCUUCCAGGUCACUCCAGAGCCAUUUUUUCAUUAGAGAACGACGCCAAUUCUCGGGAAGUUCUUACAGAAAUCGAGUGCUUUUAGAAGACAUCUGAAGGCAGCCCUGUAAAGGGGCGUUUUUAAUGUUUGAUGUUUCCCUGUCUUCUUCUACUUGCUUCCGGGUUUGCGGCGUUUGAGAACCAAGGUUGUUGUUGUUUAGUCGUGUCCGACUCUUCGUGACCCCCUGGACCACAGCACACCAGGCACUCCUGUCUUCCACUGCCUCCGUCGUCCCCUUCUCCUUGUGCCCUCCAUCUUUCCCAACAUCAGGGUCUUUUCCAGGGAGUCUUCUCUUCUCAUGAGGUGGCCAAAGUCUUGGAGCCUCAGCUUCAGGAUCUGUCCUUCCAGUGAGCACUCAGGGCUGAUUUCCUUCAGAAUGGAGAGGUUUGAUCUUCUUGCAGUCUAUGGGACUCUCAAGAGUCUCCUCCAGCACCAUAAUUCAAAAGCAUCAAUUCUUUGGUGAUCAGCCUUCUUUAUGGUCCAGCUCUCACUUUCAUACAUCACUACUGGGAAAACCAUAGCUUUAACAAUAUGGACCUUGGUCGGCAAGGUGAUGUCUCUGCUUUUUAAGAUACCGUCUAGGUUUGUCAUUGCUUUUCUCCCAAAAACCAAGGUAAAGGGACCCCUGACCAUUAGGUCCAGUCGUGGCUGACUCUGGGGUUGCGGUGCUCAUCUCGCUUUAUUGGCCGAGGGAGCUGGCGUACAGCUUCUGGGUCAUGUGGCCAGCAGGACUAAGCCGCUUCUGGCAAACCAGAGCAGCGCACAGAAACGCCGUUUACCUUCCUGCCAGAGCAGUUCCUAUUUAUCUACUUGCACUUUGACGUGCUUUCGAACUGCUAGGUUGGCAGGAGCAGGGACCGAGCAACGGGAGCUCACCCCGUCGCAGGGAAUCGAACCGCCGACCUUCUGAUCGGCAAGUCCUAGGCUCUGUGGUUUAACCCACAGCGCCACCCGCCUCCCAAGAACCAAGGUACCACUGUAAUAAUAACUGUUAACGUUUUUUUGGCUGGCCAUCCAUCAGGGAGGUUUUAGCUGUUUCUCCUGCAGUGCCCAGGGCUGGACUAGAUGACUCUUGGGGUGCCGCCCUGUUUAACCCUUUGCCCUCCUUGUCUCCCUCCUUCCCAGGUAACACCAUGACCGUCUCCUACAUGUCGGGCUUGACUCUGGGCUCGGCUGUGGCCUAUUUUGCUUACAGCCUCACAAGCCUGUCCCACAGCACCUGCUUCCGCACCGAGACCUACAACAGCUCCAUCACGCCAGGGUACUGA
Molecule: messenger RNA, 18297 nt
Organism: Podarcis lilfordi (Lilford's wall lizard)
Lineage: Eukaryota; Metazoa; Chordata; Lepidosauria; Squamata; Lacertidae
Source: the annotation of a GenBank genome assembly